ACUUAAUUACCCAGCGCGAAUCUCUCUAAUCUUUAUGACUUAGUUCAAAAAAGAUUCAACUCCUGCACAGAAACCCUAGCACAGCUGCUUAUCUUUGAUCAAAAAAUAAGUUGCGAACCCCAAAGCUCUUCAAUUCCGUGAAUCCUGCUUGUUCAUAAGAUUAGCUAAUAACGCACUCCCCUUCAUUCUCACACCAAAAAAAAUCCUUUUGACUUCUGAAAGCAAAAGGUGUUAAGUUACGUUAGCACCUCUCCCUCUUCAUCUUUCACACCUGCACUCUUUCUCCUCCUUAUAAAAUCAAAAUUCAUUUCUUCUCGUCAUUUAUUUGUUUGGAGUUCAGUUGUUAUAUAUCUAAAGAUUAAGAUGCAUAGAUCGGCGAGCACUAGUAGAGCUUCAGAGGAGUUCUUAAUCAACUUAUCCCCCGGAACAAAGGGUUCUCCAGGGAUGAUGAUAAAAACAGCUGCUGCAGAUAUUGAUAAAAUUCCGAUAUAUAAUCUGUUAGGUUCUGAUGUUGGUGCUACUAGUAAGAAAGAUAGUCAUGUUAAGCCAGGGGAAAAUGUGGUUCAUCUUAUUCCCGUAAUCCUUGUUCUAUGUGCUUUCAUUCUUUGGAUCUUUUCUCAUCCAGUUGUAGACAUGACAAGCAAAGAUGGUUCAGUGGUACAAGUUGAAGGGUUGAAUGUUCAUGGACAGAGUAAUCAAAGUCAUAUGCCAUCUAACACGAAAUCGGUGGAGUUGGAAGCAGCAGCAAAGCAAGAUAGAGACGGGAUUCUCCAAAAGAUUGUGGUCAAUAAAUCUUGAUAAUUGUGUGUUGGAUCAAAAUUCACCGAGAUUGAAAAUUUGCAAGAGUGAAUACUUUCUUUAUCUUCUGAAUUUUACUUCUUGUUUUAAUUUAAUAUAAUACGAGUAUAUAGGACAAUUGAAACAUGAUAUUUUGAU
This is a messenger RNA of Papaver somniferum (opium poppy), 936 nucleotides long. RefSeq lists its product as uncharacterized. The transcript has 2 exons. NCBI's taxonomy places the organism in Eukaryota, Viridiplantae, Streptophyta, Magnoliopsida, Ranunculales, Papaveraceae. The record is from RefSeq and is a predicted model, not a curated record. The coding region runs from base 364 to 798 and encodes 144 amino acids.